AUGACCAUCGACAUCAAAGAAGUCGACGCCGUUGUCGUCGGAGGCGGUUUCGCCGGUGUACGCCUCGCCCACUUAUUCAAGAACAGACUCAAUCUCCCCAAUGUCGUCGGCAUCGACAGGGGGAGUGACAUCGGCGGAACCUGGUUCUGGAACCAGUACCCCGGCGCACAAUCCGACAGCGAGAGCUGGGUGUAUACGUUCUCCGACAACGGGGAACCCAAGUGGACGAACCGCUACUUGAACUCGAAGCAAGUCCAAGCCCAGAUCAAAGACACGGCGCAGCGAACAGGGAUCUACGACAGCUUCAUUUUUGAGAAUGAUGUUGUGUCUGCGCAUUACGAUGCGGAGCGGAACCGGUGGGAGAUUGCCACUGAUAAAGGGCUCAGGUUCUCGGCGACGUACUUUGUUGGUGCCCUGGGGAUCCUCAGUCGUCCGAAUCUGCCGAAAUAUGCUAUUGCCGAUGCAGAUGUCUUCCAGGGCCUGGCGUUCCAUUCAUCGCGCUGGCCUAGGGAUCUCGAUGUUACUGGCAAACGUGUCGCUGUGAUCGGGACGGGCCCAUCUGGGAGUCAGAUUGCAGCUACAGUUCAUCCAAAGGCCAAGCAACUUACCGUCUUUCAACAGCGGGCGCAGUAUAUAACGCCCGUCAACGACCGGCCGAUUCCAGAUGACGAAAAGGCAAAGAUCCAAGAGAACCACAAGAGCCUUUGGGAAACGGUAUUCGGCUCCCUCUACGCCAUGGGAUACAACGAAAGCCAGAAAUCGGCGCUUGAAGCAACGCCCGAACAGCGCAAGGAGGUAUAUGAAACCCUCUGGAACAAGGGCGGCGGAUUCAGCUUCUUCUUUGAAUCCUUUGCGGAUCUCGGCACGAACUUCGAGGCGAACGAGACCGCUGCAGCCUUUAUCCGCGGCAAAAUUGCAGAAAUCGUCAAGGAUCCCAAGACUGCAAAACUUCUCCAGCCAGAGGGCGCGUACGGUGGUCGUCCGCUCUGUGCACAUGCAUACUAUGAAGCGUUUAACGAGCCGAAUGUGGCGCUGGUUGAUAUUGCCAGUAACCCUGUUGCCAAACUUACCAAGACCGGCCUUCAGCUCCAGGAUGGCCAGGAGCUGGAGUUUGAUGUUAUUGUCUACGCCACCGGGUAUGAUGCCGUUGACGGCGCAUAUGGAACGAUUGAUAUCACCGGACGCGAGGGACGCAAGUUGACCGAUGCGUGGAAGGACGGGCCAAAUGCCCUAUACGGCCUCAGCGUUGCAGACUUCCCUAACCUCUUCACUGUUUCUGGCCCUGGGGGUCCGUUUUCGAAUAUCCCGCCUGCGAUUGAAGUCCAGGGAGAUUUUGUUGCUGAGUUGGUCGAGGAGAGUGUCAAGAGAGGCGGUACUAUCGUUGAGGCACAGCCAAAGCCGCAGGAGCAGUGGGAUGAGACUGUCCAGGCUGUAUCGAAGCAGACGGUGUUUGACAGUGUCAAGUCGUGGAUUCAGAGUAACAAUGUCGCAGGGAAGAAGAAGUACAGUGCGUUCUUCCUGGGAGGGCUGUCGAACUAUAAAGCCAAACUGGUCGAGGAGGCUGAUGCGAAGUAUCCCUCGUUCGUGUUUGGGUCUGCUUGA
Molecule: messenger RNA, 1602 nt
Organism: Aspergillus puulaauensis
Lineage: Eukaryota; Fungi; Ascomycota; Eurotiomycetes; Eurotiales; Aspergillaceae
Product: flavin-containing monooxygenase
Exons: 1
Coding region: 1-1602 (533 amino acids)
Molecular function (GO): N,N-dimethylaniline monooxygenase activity; NADP binding; flavin adenine dinucleotide binding
Source: RefSeq, a predicted model, not a curated record